UUAAUGCCAUGGUCAAAGAUGGCGGCGAGGAACGCGUCGGCGUGCUGGAAGUAACUCAAAAAGACCUUUUAGACAUUCCAUACCCUCGCAGGGAGCGCGCUUCUCCUGCCGUUAAGAGCGAGACCGGGCCCUAUCAGGAGAGAUUACCGAGAGACACAAGGAAGCUCCGCAUCCAGAAAUGGAUACUUUUGUUGUAAAACUGAGAAGAAAAAGAAGGCGGGUAAAUUUGGAAGGAAAAACGCAGGGUGUGCAUGCAGCCACAACAACGACAGCUCCCAUUCCAGGAAUUUAUUUACCUUUACUCCCGAGAUAUUUUCAAUACACAACGUCUGAUGUUCGAAGGCACUCUGAACUUCUGAAGGCAAAAGAAGGUUGUUUAAACUGCAUCCAGGAUUCCCUUUUGCAAGGCCAGUUGCAGAGGGCUGCAGAAUUAAUCAUAAGCUACAUAGAAAUGUUGGAGUAUUACAGCAGUAAAGAGAAACUGCGGGCUGCUCCUGAAGAGAUCUGGAGAAUAGGAACUGAGAUCUUGCAGCGGCACCCACGGAGCAAUAUUCACGAGACCAACCACUUUGCAGAUCAGAUGAAAAAUUUAGGAGUAAAAAAAUAUUUAAAGGUUUCUUUAGAGCACGCCUUCCACCUCCUGUGCAACGGGUUUGAGGACGAGGCUUAUCAGAACCUGGUCCUGGCAGAAAGCUGGAAGUAUGGAGAACAAACAGUCCUUCAGAACAAAGAACUGAAACUCAUUCAAGGUUACAGGGGGCUGCUGGACUAUUCUAAGUGGUUGAAAAAGAAGACGGACAUGUUGGGGCUUGAUGAGGACAGCUACGCAAUGUCUUCUAUUCAGCAGGAAAUGCGCAUCUUGUACCGGCAGGCUAAAGUCAGCCUCAAGGAGAUCAUUAAAAUUCCUGGAGUUUGGGAUCCUUUUGUGACGAGUUAUGUGGAUAUUCUGGAACAUUAUGAGGAGUAUGAAGAAGCAAGAGAAGUGUUGAGCGAAUAUGCAUAUAAUUCCAAAUUUCCUCCAAACCCUAAUGCACAUGUCUUCUUAUAUCAGUUCCUAAAGAGAAGGGGUGAAUCAAGGAAAACUCAGAGGUCUGCACUCCAGAUCUUGCAUGAGCUUGUCCCUUCUCACGAACUGAUGCUGGAAUAUUACGCCAUGCUGAAAAAGUCAAAAAAAAGAAAAAACCAGCAGCUACGUCUGGAAGUUAUUUUUGCAGCCUUGGACUCUGCUGGGUGGAAGAAGAACGUCAAAGCCUGGAGCUGCUUGGCGAAGGAGAUCGUAGAAAUAUUGCAGAACUCUGACAAACAGCUUCCCUGGCUCAAAAAUGAGUGGGCAUCUCGAAAGGACUGGUGGCCAGCCUUGCAUUUCAGCCUUUAUUUGGCAAAAAGAGACUGGCAGGAAGAUGAAUGUCUCGCUUGUGAAAAAGUGCUGGUGGCUGGAAUGCUGAUGGGAAAAGAUUGCAAAUAUUUCAGAUACGUCAUGCGACAAGGUUGUGAAGCCAAUAAGAAAAAGUUCAAACCAUUGAAGACAUUUGUGAAAAAACACAGCUUGGUCAGUUUGAAGACUGUCUGAUACUUGAUUACUUUUAGAGGUGAAAUCCCUUUUCUUUUCUUUUUGGAACUAAAUUGUUUUUUUCAGAUUGUACAUGUUUUGCUCUGCAUACAGAUCUCCCCUGCGAUGAAAAAGCCUUGUAGAUAACUGACAACCUUUUUUUAAAAAAAAUGAAGUUCCAGUUUUAUAAUAAAUCUUUCCAAAGGAA
Molecule: messenger RNA, 1757 nt
Organism: Lacerta agilis (Sand lizard)
Lineage: Eukaryota; Metazoa; Chordata; Lepidosauria; Squamata; Lacertidae
Gene: TAF1A
Product: TATA-box binding protein associated factor, RNA polymerase I subunit A
Exons: 11
Coding region: 179-1570 (463 amino acids)
Biological process (GO): transcription by RNA polymerase I
Cellular component (GO): RNA polymerase I transcription regulator complex
Source: RefSeq, a predicted model, not a curated record